UGACUAGUGAGUGCAAAGGCACCGUGUACAUUUCAUGUUUGGGACGGAUUCAGAUGACGAGGUGGUCUUUGUUUCCGAAAAGGUUGCACCUAUAUCCAGUGUGAUUAUCAUUGAUCAGGCAAAGCGAUUGGCUCUGCAGAGAGACAUUGAUCUGGAAUCCAAACCACAGCAGUUAGCCAAUACUCUGACAAGCCAAAGGUCUGUUGCUGUGGAGAGGCCAGAAGGAAAGGUGAAAAUGAAGGUGGAGGAUGUGAAGGAUGAAAAUCCCGUUAAGAAAGAGAAGAAACGAAAGACAGGACAAAACUGCACUGUUGAUGACGGGAGCUCAGCAGGAAUGAAAAAAGAAAAGAAGAAGGUCAAAGGUGUUGAGGCAGCGGUUAAAGAAGAACAGCCUUGGGAUGGAAGUGAUGAAAAGGAAAAGAAGAAAAAGAAGAAGAAGAAGGAGAAAGUUGAGACUGACUCUUUGAAUGAUGUCAAUGGUUCUGGUGUCACGGAUGGAAAUGAUGAAACAGUCGGCAAAAAGAAGACAAUAAAGAAACAGCUGGCUGAGAAUGAGAGUGAACAGGACUCAAUGAAAGAUGGAGAGGAAAAGAGAAAGAGAAAGGAGAAAAAAGUAAAGAAUAAGGCUUCACAAAUUCAACCAGAAAAUGUAAAGAUGGAAGAAAUAGAAAAAGAGGGGGAGAAAGUGUCAAAGAAGGUUAAGAAAGAAAAAAAUGAGAUUGUAGUUGCGAGCACAGAGGAGACUGAGGAGUGCAUUAAAGAAAAGAAAAAUAAGAAAAACAAAAUUGCUGAAGAAGUUGAAAUAAAUGUAACAAAAAAGAAAAAGAAAGCUAAACUAACUGAGAGUGAAGUGAAGCUGGAAACACCAGAGGAAGACGAUGAUGAAGUUGAGGUGAUGGUAAAAAAGAAGAAAAAGAAAAAAGCCAAAACUGAACAUGAAGAUGAAACCAAAGAAGAUGAACAUGAAGUAGAAACACAGGAAAUCAAAGGCAAAAAGAAGAAGAAGAAGAAGGAGAAAGCAGCAUCAAAUAGAGAUGAACCUGAAGCUGAGAUUCAGGAGGAAAUGGAAGAGAAAGACAUUGUGGUCAAAAAGAAAAAAGACAAAUCUAUAAAGAGUGAGAUUAUUAUAGAAGAAGGGAAGACAAGGUUGAAGACAAAAGGAGAAAAAAAGAAGAGAAAAAAUGCUGAGGAGGUCAGUGGUGUGGAGGAGACAGAAACAAAGAAGAAGAGGAGGAAAAAGGCCAACUUAGAAGGAGAAGAACCAUUAAUACUCAAAUGUGAAAUGGAGGAGGGACAGAGUAUGGAAACUGACACAAGCAAGAAAAGCAAAAAAAAGAAGAAGAGCUCUAAGGAGGAAACACAGGUGGAGAAUGUGUGUAUUGAAACUGGUGCAAAAAAGAAAAAGAAGAAGAUCAAACAAGAGGUGGAGGACGACCAACAUGAGUCGGCCCAAGUAGAUGUGGUGUUCCUGUCCAAGAAGACUGGAAACACUGAUGAAGUGAACAUCAACCAGGAGAGAAGACAGGCUUUACAAAUGGAGAUUGACAAGGCCUCUCAACCUGCAAAACCAGCUGCACCUUCGGGUUUGGGCCAGUGGAGCACUGCCCAGUUCAGCAGCUCUGAUCAGCAGCAGAAGUUCCUCAGGUUGAUGGGUGGCUUUAAAAAAGGUUUCCAGCCGGCAGCGGCAAGCACCGGAGGAGCAAAUAUGGCACUGGGGAAAGAUGGACAGCAGCAGUUACAGCAAAAUCUGUUGGGAGAGUUUGAGCGCGCCCAGUCACGCAGAAUGGACUUCAAUAACAGGGGGUCAGGACUUGGUUUCACCGCCCCAUCUAAUAAGAAGUUCUCCAUUGACAUCAGUGCAACCCGAUCAAUCCGCUUUGAUGAUUGAUUAAGGUGUGUGUGGUACGGUUGUGCUUGUACUGUUUUUAUCAGUGGAAUACAUGUGAUUUCAUAUGGAACUUUUUAAUUUUUUCGUCUUUCGUCCUUUUUUUUUUUUUAAAGACACAUUUUGAGCCCAGUUGUUUUGUUUUUUUUCAUUCUCAUAAUGAGACUGUCAUGUACAUUGCUGAUUUUAGCCAUAUCUUGAGAGCACAUUAGAGUAUUUUUCAUAUGAGGAAUUAUAUUAAGGCUUUAAGGUGAGGA
Molecule: messenger RNA, 2142 nt
Organism: Scomber japonicus (chub mackerel)
Lineage: Eukaryota; Metazoa; Chordata; Actinopteri; Scombriformes; Scombridae
Gene: knop1
Product: lysine-rich nucleolar protein 1
Exons: 7
Coding region: 35-1888 (617 amino acids)
Source: RefSeq, a predicted model, not a curated record